AUGGUAGUGGAUCCCUCUUUUCCUCAACCAUCCAAAAGAAGAAGAAUCAACCACGUUUAUUCCAUGGCAACAAUUACAGAGAUGAGUGAAAGAUUUGGACGAGAGAUUCGUGUUUUUGAAACAUUUUCACUUUCUCCAACUCAAAAUGAUGCAGCAAACAAAGAAGAGGAGACCGACGAGUUCUACGAGUUCACUGCUGCAGAUUAUUACAAACUCUUGGGUACUAAAAAAGAAGAUAAAUAUCUAAAGACUCGAAAACUUCGAGAAGCAGAUGAGGCAGCUCGCAGGUCUAGAAUAACAAAGGCUGUAAUUAGAGUUCGCUUCCCUGAUAAUCAUACAUUGGAAGCUACAUUUCAUCCAUCAGACACCAUCCAAAGUUUAAUCGAUCUCCUCAACAAAGUGAUUGCACAACCAGAGAAGCCCUUUUAUUUAUAUACUACUCCGCCCAAGAAGGUGAUCAAAGACUUCUCUCAGGAUUUCUAUACCGUCGGCUUUUGUCCGGGUGCCAUUGUGUACUUUUCAUAUGAUGUUUCAAAAGGUAAUAGCAGCGAUGACGGCCCUUACCUACUAGAAGAAGUGAUGUCUUUGAAGGGUGCUAUAGAUCAAGGUGAGCCGUCAGAGCCAUUACAGUCUGAACCAGUGUCAGCUGAGCCUGUUGCGCAAGCUCCUGCCGUUGAAGAACGGAAACCGGCCGAGAAAAAGAUUGUUAAGCCAAAGUGGUUGAAAAUGUGA
Messenger RNA from Lathyrus sativus (Indian pea), 732 nucleotides. The record is from the annotation of a GenBank genome assembly. Lineage: Eukaryota; Viridiplantae; Streptophyta; Magnoliopsida; Fabales; Fabaceae.